This is a messenger RNA of Acanthisitta chloris (rifleman), 871 nucleotides long. RefSeq names its product MOB kinase activator 1B. The coding region runs from base 1 to 657 and encodes 218 amino acids. The record is from RefSeq and is a predicted model, not a curated record. The transcript is spliced from 5 exons. Gene Ontology annotation, molecular function: protein kinase activator activity. Gene Ontology annotation, biological process: hippo signaling; positive regulation of protein phosphorylation. NCBI's taxonomy places the organism in Eukaryota, Metazoa, Chordata, Aves, Passeriformes, Acanthisittidae. Gene Ontology annotation, cellular component: nucleus; cytoplasm.
AUGUCCUCUCUCUUCCACAGUGGUAGUCGCUCUUCCAAAACCUUCAAACCAAAGAAGAACAUUCCAGAGGGAUCUCACCAGUAUGAGCUGCUAAAACAUGCCGAGGCCACGCUGGGGAGUGGGAAUCUCCGGAUGGCUGUGAUGCUUCCAGAGGGGGAAGACUUAAAUGAAUGGGUUGCAGUGAACACUGUCGACUUCUUCAACCAGAUCAAUAUGCUGUAUGGGACCAUCACGGACUUCUGCACGGAGGAGAGCUGCCCUGUGAUGUCUGCUGGCCCCAAGUAUGAGUACCACUGGGCAGAUGGGACCAACAUCAAGAAGCCAAUCAAGUGCUCAGCACCAAAGUACAUCGAUUACCUGAUGACUUGGGUCCAGGACCAGCUGGAUGAUGAAACACUAUUCCCUUCUAAAAUAGGUGUACCAUUCCCAAAGAACUUCAUGUCAGUGGCCAAGACCAUUUUGAAGCGUCUCUUCAGAGUUUAUGCUCACAUCUAUCACCAGCACUUUGAUCCUGUGAUCCAGCUGCAGGAGGAGGCACACCUUAACACUUCUUUCAAGCACUUUAUCUUCUUUGUUCAGGAAUUCAACCUCAUUGAUAGAAGAGAACUUGCACCGCUCCAAGAACUGAUUGAAAAACUCACCUCGAAGGACAGAUAAAGGAAGAGGAUUUCUUCAAGUCACUUGUUUCUUUAAGCAAGAGUGUGGUAUUUGGUUUUUUUUGGUUCAUUUGUUGGUUGUUUUUUUUUUAAAACAAAACAAACCAACCCCCCUUUGCUGUUCCCAGUGACAGCCAAGAUCUCCUUUCUGUGCUUUUAUUAGGGGAAAUCUUCUUCUCUGUUAGUAACACGUGGUAUAAAUAGCUUUUGUUUUU